Messenger RNA from Nematocida homosporus, 705 nucleotides. RefSeq lists its product as uncharacterized. The record is from RefSeq and is a predicted model, not a curated record. Gene Ontology annotation, biological process: lipid homeostasis; nuclear envelope organization. The coding region runs from base 1 to 705 and encodes 234 amino acids. The transcript has a single exon. Lineage: Eukaryota; Fungi; Microsporidia. Gene Ontology annotation, cellular component: nuclear membrane; nuclear envelope.
AUGACUACAACGCCAAGCAUCGAUCUCGACUGGGGAAGAAAAGGACCCAAAAAACCCCUCAAUCGCACGCAACCCUACCAGCUAACCUUCUUCAGCAACCCCAAGAAAAGAAAAGUUGACGAAAAGUUGAUUCUAAGCCAUACGGACUCUUCAACUACUACUCGUUCUUCUCUUAAGUCUACUUCUAACGCCUCUUUCCUCUCCUACUUUACAUUAGACAGACUUAUCAAAGCAAACUACGUUAUUUCUUCUUAUCUUUCUCUUAUUCUCAACUCAUUCCUAGUCUUUCUAUGCAUGCUUUUGAUCCUUAAGUUUAUCAUUUCUGUUAAAAACGAUAUCUCAAUCAAAACAAUCAAACAACUAGAAAAGAACAAACUCAAAAUAGAAGAGUGCACUCGGCAGUACUUUCUUAAUAAAUGCGACCCAAGCGAACGAGUCCCAGCCCUAGAGGACAAGUGCAACGAAUGGGCUGCCUGCAUGCGCGCUGAUCCUUUCCGAGAAGAAAUAACCAAAGUAGUCUUCCAAGUAGCUAGUGAUGCCAUUGAAGAGUUUCUAACCGGAGUGUCUAUUCGUUCAGUACUUAUCUCCACUCUGGUUCUUUCCGUCCUACUUAAGAUAUUCCUAUCACACACAUCUCACCGAGUAUCUCAUCUUAACCACCCACCUCCACACAAUAUAACAACUACACUUCCUACUAGCAAAUAA